Caenorhabditis sp. 36 PRJEB53466 is the source of this 2081-nucleotide messenger RNA. The record is from the annotation of a GenBank genome assembly. NCBI's taxonomy places the organism in Eukaryota, Metazoa, Nematoda, Chromadorea, Rhabditida, Rhabditidae.
AUGCUGUUGCCAUCGCUACAGUCUUGUCUGCUGGCACUUGCCGCCAUCUCGACGACGGUUCAAGCACAGUCUGGUAAGCGCAAAACUGCACGAUUUUGUUUCAGCGCUGGAACUUGCAGAGUUCGCAGUCGCCCAGAGUCCUCCGCAAGCGCCGCAGCCCGAUCUAAUCCGCUUCGGUUCGGGCGAGCCAGUCCGCGCGAUCAAACCCAACCAGUUCCAAAUCGAACUGCCAAACCUCUAUGAUCCGUUGAGAGAGGAACGGCCGAAAAGAAAUAAUCAUGCAGGAUACAUUCGCCAUCCGACGUUCCAAGUGCCACAACAGCCGAUCCAACAGUUCCAGCAGGCUGGACAGGUCUACGUUGCGCAGGUUCUCUCAAGACGGCAGAGAUUGUUCUAGAGAUGAACGUAUUUCAGCCGAACCCGAAUGUAGUCAGCCAGUAUCCAUUCCGACCGGCGCCAGUUGUCCGGCAAUAUGUCAUCCCACAACAGUUCCAACAACAGCAGUACUUCCCGCAACAGCAACAGCAGUACCGGCCACAACCACAGUUCCAAGUGCCCCAGCAACAAUAUCAGAUCCCUCAGCAGCAGGCACAGUUCAUCCAGCCGCAGCAGCCGCAGUAUCCCCGAUUCGAUCUCCGUCCUCAGCCCGUGCGCCCGGUCCGCCCCGUCUACAUCGUGGUAACUGCGUGCUCCCUUCUGCUCUCACUUCUCUUGUCUCUGUCCUUUCCAGCAAACACCCGCACCACCUCGUCCUCCAGUUGUCCGUCCGUACCUCGUCGAACGGCCACAGGCGGCUUAUGGAGAUGAGAAUGAGGACUCCAACUCUUUGAAUGUAUGCAUGUCACUUCACAUAUUUCAUACGCACUCUCCAAUUUUCCUUAUCCUUUCCAGGCCCGAUUCAGCCCGGCUCCGGUUACUCAGGGAUAUUCUGAGAGACCACCGGUCACUCGGCCGUACAUUGCGCCGACGACCGCCCGUCCGGCUCCUUACAUCGAAGAGCCAGCCCCACCAGCGCCGUACAUUGAGCCAGCCCGUCCAGCUCCAUACAUCGCGCCCACAACCGCUCGUCCACAGCCAAGACCCCAGCCACCAAGAACUCGUCCGUACGUUGUGCCGACCUCUCGUAGACCUGCUCCAGCCACCACCACUGCCGCUUACAUUGCUCCAGCCACCACCACUCCAAGACCAACUCCAAGACGUACCACUGUAAGAAGAGAUCAGUUUCUGUUCGGGUGCACUUUAAUAAUUAACUCUCAGGCUAGACGAAUAAUCACCACCACGGCUGCCCCCACAACUAGACCGCCUCCACCACCUCCACCACCGACUACCACUACUACGCGAGCAACCACAACUACUCAGAGGACCACCACCACGCCAAUACCAACCACCACGACGCCAAGACCCACUACCACGAGAAGAACGACUGAACGAACGACUACUACUCCCAGGUAAUCCGAGUGGACAUUUUAGAAGCGUGUUCACUAGCCGGUUCAGACCAACCACCACCACAGAAGCGCCGACGACUACCACUCAGGCUUAUGAGGAGGCCGUCGAGACCCCGGAAUACGACGAGACGUUUGUCGGACAGUACUACUACGGCCGUCGUGGAGAGGGUGGCAACAACACGUUCCCGCUGCCGUCGUGCUUCUACAAUCCCAGUGGAUACGUGUGCUGCAACCUGAUGCUCAACGAGCUCAUGACCUCUUCGUUCGAGGAAGUCCGCACCAAGACCAAUCUGUGCAACGUGCACAAGUUCUCGACGAGACUGCAGAAGCACUCCGAGAAGAUUUUCCAGACACAGUUCGAGACCAUCGUGUCUUUCCAGGACUUUUCGCAGAAGAUCCACUUCAAGAAGGACCUCGUGUGCAAGAUUGAGAUCGACGGAAGGUGAGUUGCGUGGGCUCGCGUGUUCAUGAAUAUCCGAUUUCCAUUGCAGAUUCAUUCUGGCCUACGCCACACCGGAAGACGUCGAGAAGGAGAAGAUCAUUCCGACGGUGCCGUCGAGGGAGAUCCAGAAGGAUUCGCUCGUUCUGAAGGAGGAGGUCAAAUCGAAGAUCAGAGUGAUCGAAAGGGAACUUUAA